Messenger RNA from Aphanomyces astaci, 1383 nucleotides. RefSeq lists its product as hypothetical. The record is from RefSeq and is a predicted model, not a curated record. The transcript has 3 exons. The coding region runs from base 27 to 1058 and encodes 343 amino acids. NCBI's taxonomy places the organism in Eukaryota, Oomycota, Saprolegniomycetes, Saprolegniales, Verrucalvaceae.
GGACUUAAACCAUAUCUUUGUGUCACAUGGACACUCCGCCGCCGCCGCCGCCUCCGCCAUGCCCAUUGCGACCAGCGGCCCUUGCCGCUAAUGAAGAUAAACCACCCCCAUCCGCAUUCGGUCUAGGCAUUGGAGGUCUACGGAAAGCCAAGCAGUGGAGUCUCUUUGAGAACCUCGACGACACCGCGAUGGAAUACAAGCCGGCGACUGCCAAGAUGCGACUGCUCGAUGCCCUUCGCUACCACAAGCCGACGAUUGAAGAGCAGCUCAAUUAUAACCUACCAGGAAGCAUGGAACGUCUGUCCAUGCACAAGCUCAACGACGUCAUGUCCGUGUGCCUUGCACGUAAAGGCAAACGAUUCACGAGUCUACAAAUCCAAUCACUGAGCCUUUUGCUUGCGGAACUGACUGGCGUAUUUGACGCCGUGGACACGGCCUUCAAGUCGUUGUCCCCGGCGGUGUGUCGGUACAAGCCAACCGCGUCCAUCUCAACUCCACCCGCUUCUGACGGGGACGUGGAGGUCCACAAUGCUGCGCUAGCCUUCCAUGUGCUGUGCAACACGUACAUAUCGCUCUUCCAUCGACUGAAGGACCUCGUCGUGGACAUUCGUGCAUAUUCGGUCGUGGCGCGGGGACUGAUGGAAGUCCCACUUGACGACUCGGACGAUUCCGGUGAGAAAAUUGCAUAUUAUUAUACAAGUUCUUUAAAUAUAUCUUUGUAUUUGUAUGAGUCAAUUUUAUUAUUACAAUGCCCAGAAUUCGACGCCAAAGCCAAAGCGCCAUUUCCGACGUUUUUGUUUGUCCUGAUCCAAAAGUACCGCCGCGAGCGCGCAGAUUACGCCGUGCUUGACGAAAAGGCGUCGUCGACGCCGCCCCUCCCGACGCAUCCGUGGUGGCCCACAGAUUCCCAUCCGCCACUGGAUUCCUUGGCGCAGUUCGCGCUCUUCCUCGCGGCGGUCCUGGUGCAACGGAUGCCGUUCCUCAAAGUGGAGCUGGAAGGCAUGAUGGUGCUGCUCCAAGUGUUGUAUGUUACUUUGGACUACCUAGUGAACAUCUGACGACGAUGAAUGAGUAGGAAGGUGGACCACACGGCAAUGGAAGACUCGCUGCAUGUAAACCUCCACGGCGACCAACGAUCGAACUAUGUGCUCAGCCGCAGCAUCUUUGAAUUCCUCAGCACCGUACGCGAGCUGCGAUCCAUCCCCAAGCGAAAAGAUCUGCUCGAACGGUCGCGUCGAAACAAGAAGAAACUGCGGCGAUGUCUGACAAACGCAGACAAAUUGGUGGUGUAAAUAUAACGUGUGAUGGCAAUCAAUGUAGUCUGAAGUCGAGAGCACCAUGCUGCUUCAUGCAGUUCAUAACUAACGCAUCGUCCAUACCGCA